UAGUUAUUCAUUGUUGUCAAUGCAGAUUGCUGUAGGAGUCAUGAUCGGCUCCAAGUUCGGAUUGACGGGCGAAGGGUCCUUCAGUAAGGGCGAAGCCAACUUCCUUGUGUUCCUGAUCUGCGCUUACGUAGCGGCCUUUUCGUGGUCAUGGGGCCCGCUGGGGUGGCUGGUACCUAGUGAGAUCUGCCCACUUGAAGUCCGAUCACCUGGUCAGGCCAUUAACGUGUCCGUCAACAUGUUAUUCACUUUCAUCAUUGCUCAGGGCUUCCUUUCCAUGCUCUGCCACAUGAAAUUUGGUCUCUUCUUUUUCUUCGGCGGCUUCGUGAUCCUUAUGACCAUCUUCGUGUUCUUCUUCUUGCCCGAGACGAAGAACGUCCCAAUUGAAGAGAUGAACAGGCUUAUGAAGGCGCAUUGGUUCUGGGGUAAAUACAUCCCCGAUGAAGAGGCCACUGGGGACAAGUACACUGCAUGACUUGACAAGGAUUGCUUGUCAUAUACUUGACUGGAGCUGGAACCGUAUAUGACGCGAUUGUAAACUUCCUCAUCAAUUUUUGGGAAUACCUAGUGAGUUUCCGAUCACGGGGAUGGUCAGUCAGCGAGCCAGGGGGGAUCAUGGGGCCAUAGGUGGCAGAGAGGAAGUAGAGGAGGGACUUGAUUAGGUCUGCAAAGCACAGGGUGACGACGAUCACGAUCCAAGUCGCCAUGGAAGAGAAGAAGCAGAGCUUUGAAAGCUUGGACAGAGGGGAAGUUGGAGAUUAUACAAAUAUGAGAAAAGGUUGAGGCCAACCAAGUCUUUUUUUUAUUUUUUUUCUUGUGGUAAAUAAAGUCUUCAUUGAAACAAAGAAUAACCAGAAUCCAUAACAAACAUUCAUGGGGAUGCGACCCCAAUAAUAUCCGAAAAUAAAGCCUGAACUACAUUAGCCGGAGGAUCAGUAAACACAACCAGGGAUGACAUUUGGUCACUGGCAACUGCGCAUCCGAGCUAGGGUAUCCGCAACCAUUAGCUUCCCAGAAAGCAUGCCUCGGGAUGAUCCGAUCAAGCCUGCUGCACAGAGUCCUGCAAUCAUCGAUUAAAUGAACGAAAUGGGAAUUUGACGACGUCUUGCCCCAAAUCCAAUAAAAAACUGUUAUAGCAUCAAUUUCAACAAUUAAAGAAGAGAUGUUGAGAUUUGCAGCAAGCAGCAACCCCUGCCAAGCGCUUGAAGUUCAGCAACAACUAAUUUAAAAAAAAAAAA
This is a messenger RNA of Punica granatum (pomegranate), 1235 nucleotides long. Lineage: Eukaryota; Viridiplantae; Streptophyta; Magnoliopsida; Myrtales; Lythraceae. The record is from RefSeq and is a predicted model, not a curated record.